Molecule: messenger RNA, 1119 nt
Organism: Zea mays
Lineage: Eukaryota; Viridiplantae; Streptophyta; Magnoliopsida; Poales; Poaceae
Exons: 2
Coding region: 31-876 (281 amino acids)
Source: RefSeq, marked validated
GAUCCACCGAGGUUUCUUGUGCGUGCCGCCAUGGCCAUGGCAGUAGCUCACCUUCUUCCUCAGCUCUCCGCCGAAGGCAAUGGAGCUAGCAGGAACAGAAUGGCCAUUCUCUUGAUUCUUCAGCUUUUUCUCUUGACGGUUCUUUGUUCCAUAACUGAUUCAGCGCUAGGCGUGGAUGGAGCGGCGUCGUUCAUCUUCACCAACGCCUGCAAGCACGCGGUGUGGGUGGGCGCGCUCCACGGCGCCAGCUCGCCGCCGCUCGCGCGGUCGGGCUUCUACCUGGCGCCGUCCGCCACGUCCAGCAUGGACGCGCCGUCGUCGGGGACAUGGUCCGGCACGUUGUGGGCGCGCACGGGCUGCGUGGCCGACCCCGCCACCGGGCGCUUCUCCUGCGCCACGGCCGACUGCGGCACGGGCGACGUCGCGUGCCAGGGCCGCGGGCCGGCGCCUCCGGUCUCGCUCGUCGAGGUCACGCUCGCCGCGCCGGGCAGCGGCAGGCCGGACUUCUACGACGUCAGCCUCGUCGACGGCUUCAACGUGCCGGUGCGCGUGGCGCCCUCGGGCGGCGGCGGCGACUGCCGCCCCGCGGCUUGCGCGGGCGACGUAAACGCCGUGUGCCCCGGGGACCUCCGCGUCGUCGCAUCGUCCGGCGGCGGCGUCGUAGCGUGCAAGAGCGCGUGCAUCGCCUACGGCAGCGCGCGCUACUGCUGCACCGGGCAGUACGGCACGCCGGCGAUGUGCGGCCCGACCAACUACUCGCAGGUGUUCAAGAGCGCAUGCCCGUCGGCCUACAGCUACGCCUACGACGACGCCACCAGCACCUUCACCUGCUCCGGACCUUCCAGCUAUGACGUCACCUUCUGCCCUGCGAACUAAUGAACGCCCUGAUAUCAUAUAGUAGCUAGGGAAUUACGAUAUUACAUCUAGACUAGGUAUUUCUUCAAAAAAAAUUAUAGAGAGAUCAAGUAGAAGCAAUAUGUUGAUGUUGUCAUCCACGACACAACACACAAAUGCAUAAAAUUAAUUUAUAUUAUUAUUCCAUACAUAUGCUAAUCACAAUUCACACAUGGAAACUGGAAAAUAGGGUGGUUCACCUCUAUAAAGAAAUGUUCCAAUGCU